UCUAGGAGGAGAAAAGAAAGGGGGAAGAGAGAGAGAAAGAAAGAGAAAGAGAGAGGAGAGAGAGAAAAUGGGUGAGGUAGCAGAUACAAUGACGAAGAAGAAGAAGAAAGGGAGGCCAUCUCUUCUAGACCUUCAAAAGCGAGCUAUCAAACAGCAGCAAUUACAACAGCAGCACAGAAACCACGAUGAACCCGUCGAUGACCAUAGAUCCGGUUCCAAAAACCCUAAUUCUCUCAAUCAAGCUCCCAACUCCGGCAGCCGAUCCAGGCGCCGGAACCCUAAUCCUAACGGCGUUUCCUCCGAUUCCCCCUGGAUCAAGGACGAUGAUGACGGAGAAGAGGAAGACGAUGACGAGCGCCGAGAGAAGAAACACCGGCUCUUACACGGAUUAAACUCCCACUCCCGUCGACAUUCUCCUAAUUCCCAAUCGGGAGGUUCCGAUCUGAACCUCGACGACACUCCCGAGGCCUCCGUCAAUAGACGGAAGAUCGCCGGCGGCGCUCACGGAUCUGGUUAUACGGGAGAAAAGGCUUCGAAAGCGACAGACGUUCUUCAAGGUUCUCCCGUGGAGUCUGGCCCCACUACACCUUUGCCAGACAAAAAGUUGUUGGUGUUCAUCCUCGAUAGACUUCAAAAGAAGGAUACUUAUGGCGUUUACUCAGACCCAGUUGAUCCUGAGGAGCUUCCUGAUUAUCAUGAGAUUAUCACGAAUCCAAUGGAUUUUAGCACUGUGCGGAAGAAAUUAGACUCUGGAGCAUAUGCCAGUUUAGAACAAUUUGAGGGAGAUGUGUUUUUAAUAUGUACAAAUGCAAUGGAAUAUAAUUCAGCAGACACUGUAUAUUAUCGACAGGCACGGGCUAUACAAGAGUUGGCGAAAAAGGAUUUUGAGAAUUUAAGGCAAGACAGUGAUGAUGAAGAACCACAAAACCAACUCCAGCAGCAGCAACAGCAGGACAAGCCAAAAGUUGCCAAAAGAGGCCGUCCGGCAAAGAAACAGCCUGAACCAUCUUCGAUAGACCGUACUGCUUCUGAAAUUUCAGCUGAUGCGCUCAUUCCUGGAGGAGAUAGCUCUAAUAAGUUUUCUGGUGCUUACAAUCUAAGAAAGACUCCUCCUUCAUACAAAUUUCGUCAAGCAGAAACAUCGGUUUGGAACAAUCAUAACAGCGAAACCCAAAGUGGCUGGUCGAUAGAUUGGGAGAAUGAGUUUCCACCUUCGGUUGUGAAGGCGGUUAACAAAUAUGGGAUGAAACAUUUCAAUGUCGAUGAUAACAGACGCGAUACCUACAACCACCUCUCGACUUCUACCCAAGAGCCGUCGGUUUUGACAACGCUUGAAGAAGAGUUAAAACAGCUGAUUCCAGUUGGGGUGAACACUGAGUAUGGUUAUGCGAGGAGCCUAGCACGAUACGCUGCGAAUCUUGGUCCUGUUGCCUGGAAAAUUGCAUCAAGGAGAAUCGAAACCGUGUUGCCCUCUGGAGUCAAAUUUGGUCUGGGUUGGGUUGCAGAGAACCCAGCAGGGCCUGGAGAGGACGAUCCUCAAAAACAAAUCGUAUCAAUGUCGUCGUUGGGAAAACAGAAGUGUUCUAAUGACUUGGCGUCCGAUGAUCAUUCAAACAGGAUCCUGUCUCCAACCGCUUCAGUCUCGAGCGCUUUCAUAGGAAAUAGAAGAAGACAUUCUUCUUCUCAAGGAGUCGAAGAAACAACACCUGCUCGUGUCUUGAAUCCAGAAACCGAGUACCCAUCAGCAUCCUCCUCUCGCCAGUCAGGACCGCUGAUCAAAACUGAGGUUAGCAACGGCCUUACCCGCGGUUUCAGUGGAUUCAGCCAUAGUCCAAGUCCGAUGCUCGGAGUCACGAGACAGCAACAAUCACACUUAACCAGCGAGGCCACACCGAGCUCGCAACAACAGGGGUUGUUGUUUCCUUACAGCAAACAGGAAUUCCACCGGUUUCCACCGGACCUUAACGCUCGGCUUGUCUCGCCAAAUUCUCCCGGCUCGAAUCAGCAGACUGGUUCGUCCUCGUCGCAGCAUCCAGAUCUGUCAUUACAGCUCUGACGAUGAGUGGAAGGAGAAGAAGAAGAGGCAUUUUCCAUUGGCUAUCUCAGCCAUAUAUUUUCUGGUAUGAAAGUCACUUGUGGAAAGUCAUGGCUUAUUUGUUGUGACAUGAAAAUAUAUGGGACAAGUCUCUCUCUAUUGUACAGAUUGUUGCAACAUCCAUAUUUUUUUAGGGGUAAAAAGAGAAGAGGAAAGAAAAGAAAAAAACAUAGUAGUGUCGCAAGCUGUAGAAUAUAGUUUACAUGGUUAAUUUUCCUAGAAUUUUUCAAAUGUAUUUGCGUAAUUUUUAAGUUUUUACCUUGGCCAUAA
Messenger RNA from Eutrema salsugineum, 2365 nucleotides. RefSeq names its product bromodomain-containing protein 9. Gene Ontology annotation, molecular function: protein binding. Bases 68 to 2056 code for a protein of 662 amino acids. The transcript is spliced from 9 exons. The record is from RefSeq and is a predicted model, not a curated record. Lineage: Eukaryota; Viridiplantae; Streptophyta; Magnoliopsida; Brassicales; Brassicaceae.